This is a messenger RNA of Aspergillus oryzae RIB40, 537 nucleotides long. RefSeq lists its product as uncharacterized. The coding region runs from base 1 to 537 and encodes 178 amino acids. The record is from RefSeq and is a predicted model, not a curated record. The transcript has a single exon. Lineage: Eukaryota; Fungi; Ascomycota; Eurotiomycetes; Eurotiales; Aspergillaceae.
AUGCUUGGCGCGUCAAGCGAGACCGAGUAUGGUUUAGCUCAAAGCUCCUCGAACUUUACUUAUAUCAAACAACACCUUGGUGUAAAGUGGGAAAGUUAUAAGUGCUGGGUCGUUAAGCACAUUGAUGCCCAAGCCGAAGGUGGAUGCAGCUAUACGGUGAAAAGCGGUGGCUGGAAUGCCAUCCGAGACUACAUGAAUUGGAUUCGCGCUGGAUUGGAACACUGGAACUUGUGGGACGAGGCAUCGAUCGAGUCUUUUGUGCAACAGGCGGAGGAUGUGCUUAGAGAGCACUCCAACGAUUCGGGCAAUGACUGGAAUUAUUCCGUCGACGAGUACUGGAAGGACCGCAACGGCCAAACUCAGGAUGAUGAAGAGUUUGAGGAAGAACCCGAUGAAGAACCUCAGAAACAACCUCCGAAAGCACAAGACCGACGAACUGAGGAAUUUCAUUUCCCUGGCCCAUGGCACACACACUUAGUGUUCCUUCAGCUGCAGUGUCCACUGGGGGGAAAUGUUAGCGAUGUCAACUGUAACUGA